AUGAGGCCUGCGGAGCUGCAGCACCCGCCCCAGGGCCCCCAUGAGGGGCCCCCGACUCCUCCUGAGCACGAGGGGGGGCCCCCCGGCAGCAGAGCUGCUGCUGCUGCUGCUGCUGCAGCAGAUCCUGCAACCUCUCCUGAGCAGCAAGAGCAGCAGCAGCAGCAACAGCAGCAGCAGCAGCAGCAGCAGCAGACAAAGGGCCCGUCUGCUGAUGGCGUCCCUGGAGCUCCGCAGGGGGCCUCAGGCGAUAAGUGGAAACUGAUGGAGGCCCCAGCAGCAGCAGCAGCAGAAGAAUCAGCAGCAGCAGCAGCAGCAGCAGCAGCAGCAGCAAAAGCAGCAGACAUGGGCCCCAGAGAAGAGACAGAUGACAGAGAAGCAGCAGCAAAAGAAGAUGCCAGUUGGGAAUCCAUGCACAAACGGGCCCCAGCAGCAGCAGCAGCAGAAGAAUCAGCAGCAGCAGCAGCAGCAGCAGCAGCAGCAGCAGCAAAAGCAGCAGACAUGUGCCCUAGAGAAGAGACAGACGACAGAGAGGCAGCAGCAAAAGAAGACGCCAGUUGGGAAUCUAUGCACAAACGGAUGCUGGCCCGCUGCUUGUCUCUUCGUGAGGCCUGGCAGGAGCAUUUCCCCCCUCGUCCAUCUGCUGCUGUCUUUCCACCCUCCAGCAGCAGCAGCAGCAGCAACAGCAGCAGCAGCAGCAGCAGCAGCAGCAGCAGCAGCGGUAUUGAGAUAGAUGCUGAGCCUGUCUUUGACCCUGAUGCUGUUCCUCCUCCCCCAGAUAUCCACGCAGUAUACCGCAUGCAUGAAGGGGUAUUCCAGGUGUACUUUGACCCUGCCCGCAACGAGGCCCCAUCAGCUGCUUAUUUUCCUCCUUUGCUGGGCCCCUCUAUUCCCUCUGUUAAGGACUUUCUUCUCAGCCUCAAACAGAUCAUGCAGGCGGUGCAGAACCCAGGUUAUUUAUUUAUAUUUGCUGCUGCUGCUGCUGCUGCUGCUGAUGCUGCUGUUGCUGCUGAUGCUGCUGGUGAUGCUGAUGCUGUUGCUGCUGCUGUAAUGCAGCAGCUGCUGCAACAGCAACAGCACCAGCAGCAGCAGCAACAGCACCAGCAGCAGCAGCAAUAUAUAUAA
Eimeria mitis is the source of this 1122-nucleotide messenger RNA. RefSeq lists its product as uncharacterized. The coding region runs from base 1 to 1122 and encodes 373 amino acids. Lineage: Eukaryota; Apicomplexa; Conoidasida; Eucoccidiorida; Eimeriidae. The record is from RefSeq and is a predicted model, not a curated record. The transcript has 5 exons.